AUGAAGCUGACUCUGGUGCAGAUCUUCUUCAUGAUGUUGUUGCUGCUGCUGGGCCUAGGGGUGGGCCUGGGCUUGGGACUCCAGAUGGCAGCAGCCGUCCUGGAGGAAAGUGACCAGCUACUGGAUGAGUUUCUGUCCAGUGACUCACAGGACAAAGUUGAGGCCACUAAGGAAGGACUGGACAGCCGAAGCGUGGAAACCCUGCUGGUUAGCAACAAAGAAGUGGUGCAACCAGAAGACACCAUCACCAGUGAAGAUGAAGUUGGCGGAGACAGGAUGCUCAGAGCUGAGGUUCUUUUAGAGAACAAAGACUAUCUUAGGUCUGACAUGAUGGAUAGGGAAUGCAAUGCCCUGAUGGCACCGAAGUUGAAGUCAAAAGACCACGCAUGCAUACCCCAAUACAUAUUUAUCCAUGAGGAACUAGAAGCAGUCAAAGCUGUCUGUAAGAGUCCUGCUGUUGCCUGUGAUCUCAAGGGAGGCAAAUGCCACAAAAGCCCCCGUCCUUUUGAUUUGACAUUCUGCAAGUUAUCCAAAUCAGGCCAAGUGAUUCCUCACUGUAAUUAUGUAACUUUUAUUCUUGAAAAGUACAUUCUUAUGUCCUGUAGUGACAUGAAAGUCCAGAUAACAUCUGAAUCAUGA
Messenger RNA from Dama dama (fallow deer), 639 nucleotides. It is a transcript of the gene RNASE10, whose product is annotated as ribonuclease A family member 10 (inactive). Bases 1 to 639 code for a protein of 212 amino acids. Gene Ontology annotation, molecular function: nucleic acid binding. The record is from RefSeq and is a predicted model, not a curated record. Lineage: Eukaryota; Metazoa; Chordata; Mammalia; Artiodactyla; Cervidae. The transcript has a single exon.